GCAUUUUCGUAACAAGUAACAUCGCAGUAUGGCGUCGCGGCCAACACACGUGGCUUGAUACCUUCUCAUUUAUUUCUCUCAUCGUGAAACAUUUCAUUUGAUUUCCCCACUUCAUUUCCCGCACAUUUUAUCCUUCAUCAAGUUUGAGAUGGGCCGCUGCCGUACAAGACGACAUUACAAUAAGGGAAACAACCGAGAUAAGUGGCAGCCAAAGAGUUACCAGCUCACUGUACGACAUAAUGAGCUUUUUCAGAAAUAUUACCAAGGACUUGGAAUUGUACCCGAUGGGGAAUGGGACCAGUUCUAUGGUCAUCUCAAAGAAAGCCUUCCUGUAUCAUUCCGGUUUACUGGUUUCAAAAGGCAAUCAAGAGUUCUGUUGAAUAUCAUCAAAACACAGUACUUUGAGAAGUUAGUUGACAUUGAAUCUGAAGAUGGGAAACCCAUUCAGCCCUUGAAAUGUAUGGAAUGGUAUCCUGAUGAGUUGGGCUGGCAACUGAAUUUCUCUCGCAAAGAAGUACGCAACAACACUGCUUUGGAGAAACUGCAUAAAUUCCUCAUUUCUGAGACAGAAAGUGGAAAUAUCAGCCGUCAAGAAGCUGUCAGUAUGAUUCCUCCAAUAUUACUUGAUGUGAAACCUCAUCACAAGGUAUUGGAUUUGUGUGCUGCCCCAGGAUCCAAGACAGCCCAGUUAAUAGAAUUUCUACAUGCUGACGAGAACAAAACCAUUCCAGAUGGCUUCGUUGUGGCUAAUGAUGUUGACAAUAAACGCUGCUACAUGAUGGUACAUCAGGUGAAGCGUUUGCAGAGUCCAUGUUGUGUUGUAGUCAACCAUGAUGCUGCUACUAUGCCAAACUUGAGAAUGUCUCCCAAUAGCCCUGAUUUUGUUUCUUAUGACAGAGUUUUGGCUGAUGUUCCCUGCAGUGGAGAUGGAACACUUCGCAAGAAUCUUGAUGUCUGGGAUACCUGGCACCCUGCACAUGGACCUACACUUCAUGGCUUACAAGCCCGGAUUCUGAAACGGGGUCUUGAACUCCUUACUGUGGGAGGCCGGCUUGUGUACUCCACCUGUUCCUUUAAUCCUGUUGAAAAUGAGGCUGUUGUGGUAGACUUGUUACAGAGAUGCGAAGGUGCCUUAGAACUAGUUGAUGUCAGUGAAUGUUUAAAGGGCCUAAAAGCUAUGCCAGGAUUGCUGACCUGGAGAUGUAUGAGCAGAAGUGGUGACUGGUAUGACAAAUAUGAAGAAGUACCUCCAAAACUACUUUCCCAACUCAGGCCAAGCAUGUUCCCUCCAUCUGAAGAAAUAACAAAACAGUUCAAUUUGAACCGCUGUUUACGAGUAUUGCCCCAUCAUCAGAACACUGGGGGAUUUUUCAUUGCUGUGAUGAUGAAGAAACAGCAGUUGCCAUGGUUGCGCCAAAUAGCACCAACAAAAGAUCCAUUUCUGAAGGGACACAAAUUUGCAACUGACAAUCCGACAGAAAAGAAGCAAGAUGAUACGAACAUUUCUCAGAGUAAAACUGAUGAUGGUCAGAAAAAACUGCCUGAAGAGGUUUCAGGUGGACAAAGUCAAACUUCUGAAGAAGGUGUUGUAAUUGAGAAAACAAAUACUGAAAUUGUUUCUAGCAAUCAAAAUCAUAACAGUGAACAAGUGGCUAGCAGUGAAGGUAAAAGUGAUAAAGAGAUGUCUGAUAAAAGUGGAGGUGAUAGUAAUGCUUCUGCCGUCCCUCAUGACUCCACUGACAAAGCUGAAGCAACUUCUCAAGAAAAACGCAAACUAGAAAAUGACAGGUAUUUCUGCUUAUCUGAUUUUUGCAAUUAUAAUCUUAUAAACUGUGUGGUAAGAAGCUUGCUUCCCAACCACAUGGUUUUGGGUUCAGUCAUAAUAAAUGUUGGAGUUAAAAUGUUUGGCCGUAGUCCGUCUCCACUUGUUCCUCAGUGUGACUUCAGAAUAAAUCAGGAGGGCUUAGCAUGCCUGCACCAGUAUUUCCCAUUAAGACGUGUAACCAUUGCCAAAGAAGACGUUAUCACACUCCUUGGGCAAGAAAACCCCUACUUGUCCAAGCUAAGUGAUGUCUGUUACAAACAGGUGACAUCGUUGGAACCUGGAAGUUGUAUCUUUAUCUUUGAACCAACAGAAAGUGAUCCACAACCAGAAUGUCAACUGAUCUUUUGUGGUUGGAAAGGUAAAACUUCAGUCCGUUCAUUUGUGGGGAAACAUGAACGAGCUCAUUAUCUUAGGCUGUGUGGAGUAGAAUUUGAAGAUUUACGUAAAGAGGCUCAAGCAAAAACUGAGCAGAAUACAGAAAAUAUGGACAAUGUCAAUGCUAAUGAUACUGCUGCUGUUGAUGGUAAUGAUUCUGAAGAGGAAAUAGAAAAGGAAGAUGCAAAGAAGGUGAAGCCAGACGUGAAGGAGGAGGAAGAAAUCAAAAAGGAAGGUGUGAAGAAAGAGAAGGACUCCAAAGAUGGUUUGGUUGGCAAUGAUGUACCUCCAGAAGUGAUGGAGGUAGAUGCAGAGACUCCAUCGUCAACUAAACCUUCAAAUUAGAACUCCUGUAUUCAUUACAUCAUAUUCAUCAUUCUUGAUGCAUUUAAGAUGUCAUCUAAAAAGGAAUAAAAAAAAAAAUUAUUAAAAUC
Octopus bimaculoides (California two-spot octopus) is the source of this 2634-nucleotide messenger RNA. RefSeq names its product RNA cytosine-C(5)-methyltransferase NSUN2. Gene Ontology annotation, cellular component: cytoplasm; nucleus. The record is from RefSeq and is a predicted model, not a curated record. Gene Ontology annotation, biological process: tRNA methylation. Lineage: Eukaryota; Metazoa; Mollusca; Cephalopoda; Octopoda; Octopodidae. Gene Ontology annotation, molecular function: tRNA (cytidine-N5)-methyltransferase activity; tRNA binding.